UUAACUGCCUCUCUCUCGUAAGACAAAUGUCAACAAACAGCAGUUUCUGACUUGAAUUGCGUGUGUAUAUUUUUUGUUUUAAUUUUUGAAAUUAGCUAAAUAUAAUUCUAUAACUUAUGAAAUUUUUAUGUUUUUCUAGUGCUCUUUAAUAUCCUUAAAUUUGUUAUUGAUUUGACAUGAGCUUCUUUCAAAGCAUUAAUUAUUUUUAUGGGCUUUGAUCAUUGAUCUACCACUGAUUUGAUAACUUUCGUAUAUAGCAAUUUUCUGAAAAGAAUGAGAUUUUACAAUGAGUGAACCAUCCAAUUUACAUAGAUUAGAAGGGAGUAGCAAUGAAGUUGGUGGACUGUUUGUAAAGAAGAAAUCAAGUGAUGAUGAACUGUUCAAGGUUCCUGCUCCAAGAAAACUGAAAUCCUUGUUAGGGCUUGAUGUUCUUGCUGAACAGCGUCGAAAAGAAAGAGAAUCCUCCCAAGAAAGAGAAAAAUCAGUUGUUGAUGUAAAAAAUAGGGAUGUAGAAAAUAGACAUGAUCAUCACAAGAGAAAAUAUAGGUCAUCAAAUGAAGAAACUCCUACAUACACUGGAGGAGUGAACGAUGAAUACUUUAAGCGUAUGCACUCUCGGCAGAAACGAGAUAAAGAAAGAGGAUUGUAUAUUUCUUCAAAACAUGAAAGACAUAAAAAGAACAAAGAGCGUCGUUCUAGCUCCGAACGUAAACGCUUCCAUGAAAAAUCUGGUAGGGACAGUAAGAGAUCUUAUCACAGUGGAUCUUCUAGAAGAGAAGAUGAAUCUCCAUAUCGUGAUGAACCACCAUCUCCUAGAAUUCAUCCCAGAGAUUCACCUUCUAGAUCUGGAUGGGAUGAAGAUGAUACACCUAUUCACAAAUCUUCAUGGGACAUGCCAUCACCAAGGAGGUCACCAGAUAGGAAAAGUGAACGUAGCUAUCGUAGUAGCAAAACACCAUAUGAUUCUCCAAAUCCAACUCCUGCUUACAAAUAUAAUGAAUGGAUGUAUGACAGGAAACGUUCUGGAGCAACACCUCGGACAUCUGAGAGAAACGAAAAUCUUCCCUGGUCAACUGAAGAUGAGAAACAAGAUUGGGAAGAGGAGAAUAAAAGAAUUGAUAGAGAGUGGUAUAGUCUUGAUGAAGGAUAUGAUGAAAAUCAAAAUCCAUUCGCUGGUAUGUCUGCCGAAUACACAAAAAAGAAAGAAGAAGCUUUAGAGCAGAAGAAAAAGAAACGAAUGUCAGCACAGCAAAGACAAAUCCACAAAGAUAAUGAAAAGUGGGAAACAAAUAGAAUGUUAACUAGUGGUGUAGUUCAAAAACUUGAUUAUGAUGAAGAUUUUGAAGAGGAUAAUGAAGCACGUGUUCAUCUACUGGUACAAAAUGUAGUGCCACCUUUUUUGGAUGGCAGAAUUGUUUUUACGAAACAACCUGAACCAAUUGUACCUGUUAAAGAUCCCACUUCUGAUAUGGCUAUUAUAGCUCGUAAAGGUUGUCUUGCUGUUCGAACUUUCAGAGAGCAAAAAGAAAGGAAAAAAGCCCAAAAGAAAGAAUGGGAAUUGGCAGGAACUAGACUAGGUGAUAUAAUGGGUAUAAAAAAGGUUGAUGAAACAGAUGAAAAAAAUGUAGAGGAUAAUACUAAUUAUAAAGAAGACCAUAAAUUUGCUGAACACAUGAAAAAUAAGUCAGAAGCUACAAGCGACUUUGCACGUAAGAAAUCUAUUUUACAACAACGACAGUUUUUGCCAGCCUUUGCUGUUCGACAAGAAUUGCUAAAUGUUAUUCGUGACAAUAGUGUUAUAAUUAUAGUUGGUGAAACUGGAUCCGGAAAAACAACACAGCUAACUCAGUAUUUACAUGAGGAUGGUUAUAGUAAAUAUGGUAUGAUUGGUUGCACACAGCCUCGAAGAGUUGCAGCUAUGUCAGUUGCUAAACGUGUGUCAGAUGAAAUGCAUGUUCAGCUAGGAGAAGAAGUAGGUUAUGCCAUACGAUUUGAAGAUUGCACGAGUGAAAAAACUAUUAUAAAAUAUAUGACAGAUGGUAUUCUUUUAAGAGAAUCUCUGAGAGAAUCAGAUUUGGAUAAUUAUAGUGCAAUUAUUAUGGAUGAAGCUCAUGAACGUUCCCUAAAUACUGAUGUUUUAUUUGGUUUGCUGAGGGAAAUAGUUGCCCAUCGUCAAGAUCUUAAGUUAAUUGUAACAUCAGCCACUAUGGAUGCAACAAAAUUUUCAAAUUUCUUCGGGAAUGUCCCUACUUUCACUAUACCUGGACGAACUUUCCCUGUUGAACUUUUUUUUAGUAAAAAUCCUGUUGAAGAUUAUGUUAAUGCUGCUGUUAAUCAAGUGUUGCAAAUACAUUUGCAGCCAACAUUUGGUGAUAUAUUAGUGUUCAUGCCAGGCCAGGAGGAUAUUGAAGUGACAUGUGAGUUGGUUGCUGAAAGAUUGGGUGCAAUUGAAAAUGCUCCCCAAUUGGCUAUCUUACCAAUAUACUCUCAGUUACCUAGUGAUUUACAAGCCAAGAUUUUUCAGAAAGCUCCAGAUGGUGUGCGUAAAUGUGUUGUUGCCACUAAUAUUGCUGAAACUUCUUUGACCGUAGAUGGUAUUAUGUUUGUUGUUGACAGUGGAUAUUGCAAACUCAAAGUUUAUAAUCCCAGGAUUGGUAUGGAUGCUCUUCAGAUAUAUCCAAUUAGUCAAGCAAAUGCAAACCAAAGAUCAGGCAGAGCAGGGCGUACAGGUCCUGGUAAUUGCUUUCGCUUGUAUACAGAGUCACAAUAUAAAAAUGAGUUGCUAGUUACAACUGUUCCUGAAAUUCAAAGAACUAAUCUAGCUAAUGUAGUACUUUUACUUAAAUCUCUUGGUGUUCAAGACCUGUUGCAGUUUCAUUUUAUGGACCCUCCCCCUCAAGACAACAUGUUAAAUUCUAUGUACCAGCUUUGGAUUCUUGGCGCUUUAGAUAAUAUAGGAAGUUUAACUUCUCUGGGCAGAAGUAUGAUUGAAUUUCCUUUAGAUCCUCCUCUUUCUAAAAUGUUGAUUGUAUCUUGUGAUAUGCAGUGCAGCUCUGAAAUUCUAAUUAUUGUCUCAAUGCUAUCAGUUCCAGCAAUAUUCUACAGACCAAAAGGUCGUGAAGAAGAAAGUGAUCUGGCUCGAGAGAAAUUUCAAGUUCCAGAAAGUGAUCAUCUUACAUUUCUGAAUGUGUAUAUUCAAUGGAAACAACACAACUUUUCAUCUUCUUGGUGUAAUGAACAUUUCAUCCAUGUAAAGGCGAUGCGCAAAGUUCGGGAAGUCCGACAACAGUUGAAAGAAAUUAUGGUACAGCAAAAAUUGCCCAUUGUUUCUUGUGGUAACGAAUGGGAUGUUGUAAGAAAGUGUAUUUGUUCUGCCUAUUUCCAUCAAGCUGCUAGACUAAAAGGUAUUGGUGAAUAUGUGAACUGCCGAACAGGUAUGCCCUGUCAUUUACAUCCGACCAGUGCACUUUUUGGUAUGGGUUUUACCCCGGAUUAUAUUGUUUAUCAUGAACUUGUUAUGACAAGUAAAGAAUAUAUGCAAUGUGUUACUUCAGUAGAUGGUCAUUGGCUUGCUGAGUUAGGACCUAUGUUUUACAGUAUCAAAGAAUCAUCAUUGUCAAGAAUUCAAAAUCGCAAACUUGCUAAAAUGAGUCAGACUCAGAUGGAAGAGGAAAUGAUACUUGCUGAAAGGGAAAUUAAGGAUAAGAAAAGGCGAGAGGAAGAAAUAAUAGAGUCUGCUCGAAAAAGAAAACAAAUUUCAACUCCUGGCCGUAAUGAUUCAUCAACUCCUAGACGAAGACCAGAACGAUUUGGAUUAUAGAAGAAUUAAAA
Parasteatoda tepidariorum (common house spider) is the source of this 3831-nucleotide messenger RNA. RefSeq names its product ATP-dependent RNA helicase l(1)G0007 (gene Prp16). The record is from RefSeq and is a predicted model, not a curated record. Gene Ontology annotation, molecular function: RNA binding; ATP binding; 3'-5' RNA helicase activity. Gene Ontology annotation, cellular component: intracellular anatomical structure. Lineage: Eukaryota; Metazoa; Arthropoda; Arachnida; Araneae; Theridiidae.